Sardina pilchardus (European sardine) is the source of this 2687-nucleotide messenger RNA. RefSeq names its product DEAD (Asp-Glu-Ala-Asp) box polypeptide 4 (gene ddx4). Gene Ontology annotation, cellular component: P granule; nucleus. The coding region runs from base 124 to 2115 and encodes 663 amino acids. The record is from RefSeq and is a predicted model, not a curated record. Lineage: Eukaryota; Metazoa; Chordata; Actinopteri; Clupeiformes; Clupeidae. Gene Ontology annotation, biological process: gamete generation; cell differentiation. The transcript has 23 exons. Gene Ontology annotation, molecular function: ATP binding; RNA binding; RNA helicase activity.
UUUUCUGCUGGUAACUCCAAACUUCCUUCCUUUCACUUGAUCGCAGAGCUGGUAGCGGCCACGCCAAAAGAUCCUCUCCCAAAGAAACCGGCAAGUUUUACAGAAAAACCGCAACUUGGAAGCAUGGACGAUUGGGAAGAGGAACCGGUCGCUACUAGCACUACCACAAGUUUUGGCGAUGGAGGAAGUUCAUGGAACAGUGGAGGGCAGAAAAGCAGCUUCUCCAGAAAUGAUAAUGAGAAAAGUUCCUGGAACAGUGGAGGAGGAGGAGGAGGAGGAUUUGGAGGAAGGGGUGGAAGUAGAGGCCGCGGAGGAGGAGGAGGCGGGUUCAGCCGUUCAUUUUCCUCAGGAGGUGAUGAAAACGGAAAUGAUGAAGGUGGUAGAGGGGGAUUUCGAGGAGGCAGAGGUGGAAGAGGCUCAAGAGGGGGCGGUGGAUUCAGAGAUUCAUUUAACUCUGGGAAUGAUGAAAACGGAAAUGACGGUGAUAGUGACUUUGGUGGUAGAGGUAGAGGACGUGGUGGCAGAGGAGGUCGUGGCCGUGGUGGCUUUCAAGAUGGAGGAGGUGAUGGAUUUCAGGGGAGUGGAGGUUUCAUGGGAAAAGAUGAGGAAACCGUUGGCAGAGGAGGAAGGGACGGUGAAAAUGGGGGUGAUGGAGAAAAUGCUGGUCCGAAGGUUAUCUACGUUCCUCCUCCACCUCCGGAAGAGGAGGAUGCCGUCUUUUCGAAGUUUCAAACGGGCAUUAAUUUUGAUAAAUAUGACGACAUUUUGGUGGAUGUGAGUGGAAGCAACCCACCACCGGCCAUCGUGACUUUCGCAGAAGCAAACUUGUGCGAGUCGCUGAGCAGAAACGUUAGCAAGUCGGGUUACGUCAAACCCACCCCUGUCCAGAAGCAUGGCAUCCCCAUCAUUACUGGAGGCAGGGACCUCAUGGCCUGCGCCCAAACGGGAUCAGGAAAAACCGCUGCCUUCCUGUUGCCCAUCCUGCAGAAGCUCAUGAGCGAUGGCGUGGCGGCCAGCAAGUUCAGCGAGCAGCAGGAGCCCGAGGCCAUCAUCGUGGCCCCAACCCGAGAGCUCAUUAACCAAAUCUAUCUGGAGGCGCGCAAGUUUGCAUUUGGGACAUGCGUGCGUCCUGUAGUGGUGUAUGGAGGCAUCAGCACGGGACACACCAUCAGGGAAGUCCUGAAGGGCUGCAAUGUGCUUUGUGGAACUCCAGGGAGACUGCUGGACAUCAUAGGAAGAGGAAAGGUUGGCUUGAGUAAGUUGCGUUACCUGGUACUGGACGAGGCCGACCGCAUGCUGGACAUGGGCUUCGAGCCGGACAUGCGCAAGCUGGUGGGCUCUCCUGGGAUGCCGCCCAAAGAGGAGAGGCAGACACUGAUGUUCAGCGCCACUUAUCCAGAGGAGAUCCAAAGGAUGGCUGCGGAUUUCCUGAAAGUGGACUACUUGUUCCUGGCAGUGGGUGUCGUUGGGGGUGCCUGCAGUGAUGUGGAGCAACUAGUCCUGGAAGUGAACCAGUUUUCCAAGAGGGAUCAACUGUUGGAGAUACUUAAGACUACAGGAAAUGAACGUACCAUGGUCUUUGUGGAAACCAAACGCAAGGCGGAUUUCAUUGCGACGUUUCUGUGUCAGGAGAAGUUGCCCACAACUAGCAUUCAUGGAGACCGUGAGCAGCGGGAGAGGGAGCAGGCUUUGUGUGACUUCCGCACAGGGAAGUGUCCUGUGUUGGUGGCGACGUCCGUCGCCGCUAGAGGCUUGGACAUUGAACAUGUGCAGCAUGUGGUGAACUUUGACCUCCCAAGCAGCGUCGAUGAGUAUGUGCAUCGCAUUGGGAGAACCGGUCGCUGUGGCAACACUGGCCGCGCAGUGUCCUUUUUCGACGCAGAGGCAGACACCAACAUAGCUCGUUCUCUGGUCAAAGUGCUCUCAGGGGCCCAGCAGACAGUGCCAGACUGGCUUGAGAAAGUAGCGUUUGGUGCACAUGGGACCACUGGAUUUAACCCGCGGGGCAAUGUGUUUGCCUCAACAGACACGAGGAAGGGUGGCUCCUUCUCAGACCAGGCUGCUCCUCCAGCCACAAGCGCAGGCGGCGGUGGUGAUGAAGAUGACUGGGAAUGAAACUCCCCAGAUGGUCCAAUUUAUUUUUUUUUCUUCAUGUUUUGUGUGAAAACAAUAGCUAGUCUUUUGUUAAAUUUUAUGUUCAGAUUUUAUUUGUUUUGUUUGUGAUAAAAUAAUUUUAUUUUUCCUGUUUAGGAAGGAACCUCCUUCCUCUGGUGUAUAAGCGCUGAUGUGUAAAUUGACUGGUGCAAAAUGUGUGAUGCAUUUCAAGUGAAUGCAGGGUGUAUUAAUCAUGGGAGGAUUUUUGUAUGAUUGACUUAUGGCACUAAUUGUCUGCACUGUGGAGUGUCACGCUAUCCUUUUCUGUGUCACUUAGUAACUGUAGUGUCCGUGGGGUAGGCGUCCAUGGCAUGCUUGUAGCACAAAUGUAGCACAAAGAAAAGACUGUACAUGAUGAAUACCCCUUGCAUUUCAAAACAAGCAUGCCUACACUUUGUUAACCAGAUAUGGUUCUGUUCUUAUCUCAUGCCACUGAGUUGACAGUUGCGCUUUUGCCAUAUGUUUGAUGGCCUGACUUGGGCUUUAGAAAUGUGGAAAACCAAAGUGGAUGCAGAAUAAAAGUGUCAACUUUG